UUCAAACGGCAUGAAUACGCUAAGCCUGCACAAUCAGGCCAACCCCAAUCUAGUGGUGAAGUUUGCCGAUACCGAGAAAGAGCGUCAGCUACGUCGCAUGCAGCAGAUGUCAAACUCGAUGGGUCUGUUCAAUCAGAUGGCCGUCAGCUCCCCGAUAUCCCUCUAUGGUGGUUACCAGGUUAAUACGCAGCAAAUGCUUCAGCAGCAAGCAGCAAUCAUGGCGCACCAGUCGACGGCUGCCUACAUGAACCCAAUGGCUGCCCUGUCCGCUGCCCAACAGAUGAACCAGAUGAAUGCUGUAGCAGCCAACGGUUUCCCUGCUGCCACCACUGCUACCAUCCCUUCCACCGGAGAACACCUCCUAGUACCAGCACCAGGCGCUGGCCAGUCGGCGGUGAACUGUGCCGUCAGCACCCCAACCCUACCCUCACCAACCAUGCCGACAUACACCCUUGCUGCACAGACGAAUGGACAAGCAGAGACACUUUACACCAAUGGCCUACAGUAUCCUGGAGAGUAUGCAGCUGCCAACCAAGCGGCAGUGGCUGCAGCAGCUACAGCGGUUGCUACGGAUCCUCUGCAGCAAGCCUACACUGGUAUGCAGCAGUAUGCAGCAACCUACCCAGCAGCCUUUGGUGGUUUGAGCCAAGCUAGUUUUGCUACCACCGCCACCCAACAGCCGGUACUAGCAGCAGCCCCUCAGAGGGAGGGACCAGAAGGUUGCAAUCUCUUCAUCUACCACCUGCCUCAAGAGUUUGGCGAUAAUGAACUUACCCAAAUGUUCCUGCCCUUUGGCACAGUCAUCAGCUCAAAGGUUUUUGUUGAUCGUGUCACCAACCAAAGCAAGUGCUUCGGUUUUGUGAGUUUUGACAAUCCGUCAAGUGCUCAAGCUGCCAUCCAGGCAAUGAAUGGCUUCCAAAUCGGCAUGAAGAGACUCAAAGUGCAACACAAGCGCCCUAAGGAUGCCAACAAGCCCUACUAAAGAAUACACAGAGGCUCUGUAUGGGAAGACCUUCCAGAGCAGGCUGUGCCAGGCUUUGGAUGAUCCCAUCAAGCAUCUGACAAAGAGAAAAAGUUCUUCUUUUCGUAUUCAAAUUUUGAUUCCAUCCUCUACAUGUGCAGUGAUAUGGAGAGAAAUUUGAACAUUGAUUUUUUUUGUGAUAACUGCAUGAUGAAGAAAUCAACUUUGUACAUAAUCUUAUCAUCAAGCUUAAUUUGGAAUUUUUAGGACAUUUGUAGCAUUUUGAGUAUUAAAAACCUGAGAAAGAUUUAAUACCGAGGAUUGUUGAAUUGCAUAAUAUGUAUAUAUGAUUUUCUUAUUUACAUUACAUUACAUGGAAUGCAUUUUUGGUAGUAAAAUCAUGUAAGAGAUACUAUUUGAAAGGUGGAUUUGAUAGAGAAAUCAUGAAAUUUCACUUAUACAUAUUGUUAUGAUGAAAGAAAUGGAGAAUGUGGAAUAUUUCUUUUUGUUUUACUUUUUUUUUGCUCUAAAUCACAGAACAGAUUUAGACAAUUUAUGAUUUCUAAUGAAUUAUAGAAAGUUCUGUUACAAGCUGCCUGUGAGGAAUACUGCAUGGAUUAUAAACUAUUUGCAAUUUUACCAUUCGAGUACAGAAAUAAGACAAAUCGGUGAAAUAUAUAUUUUUGUCAGCAGUGCUUAUAGUGAAUUUUAGAGCAGCAGAUCUCAUUGAAGAAUAAUAGUAAUGAGAUGAAACAAAUUGAGUGAGAAGGAAGAGUUUUGAAUAUGCUGUGCUGCUUUUAUUUUCAAGAGGAAAAAUGAUUUUCCUCAUUCAUGAGUUAUCUUGUUCUUGGUCUGUGCUAUUCUUUCUUCAAAGAAAAACUCAGGCCAAAUUAAAAAGAAGUGCAAUAUUUAUAUGCCAUAUAACCCUCAAGUAGGAGGGUCAAAAGUAGUUGGAAAAGUUGCUUGAUAGGCAAUUAUAAUUUUUUUUUGUCUUUUCGAAAUGAAGGAAUCAUGUGUUGCUCCUUUUUUCUUAUUUGUCACGUCUUAAAUUAUUCAGAUCUGAAGUCUUAUCUGUUUGUUAGUCAAACCCCCAUGCACGUUAUUUUUGUACGGUAAAGCCAAGCUGAUAUAUUUCUGUGUUUAGAGUACUUAUUUAUUGAAUUAAUUUAUUCUCCACGGUGUGUUGGACAACCAAAGAGUUUGGUGGUGUUUUGUGCAUCAGUCUAGAGUUAGUUUAUGUGUUUUUAUGUUGUAUUCACUUCAUCAAAUCACUGCUCAUACCCUGACAUUCAGUCUUCAUACAUUCAACCAAUCACAAAAUAGAACAUUAACGAAUCAGAUUAAAGCAAUUGCCAUAAAAAAAACAAUCUCUUUAUGAGACAAAGUAUUUCUUUAUGCUAAAUUUAAAAAAACACAUGUAUUUAUCUCCUUAUAUUGUUGUAAAAACAGAUUUCCUGUUGAAUUUUUUGUAAGUUGUUGAAAAGGUGUCAACAAUUUUUACUUUGAAAAUUCAGAAGUAAAUGUGCUGAACUUUUCUUCCCCUUUGGUAUUUUUUUCUUCCCAAUAUAACAUGCUGGGUAUCGAGUGUAACAUACCAAUCUGGUAUAAUUCAAGCCAUCUCCACGUUGGAUAUUGAGGUGUUAUCCUAUUUUGUUUUUGUAUUUUUAUAUAAGUGUUGAUUUGUACAGAAAGGAGGGGACCAAACAAAAUAUUUUUGUUUUAUUUUUUGGACAAGAAGACAUUGUGUGAUCGUUUUUUGAUAAAGUUUUUUGUUAAAAGGCUAUACAUUGCAGUAAUUCAUUGUACAUUCUUGAUGGGAGGACUAUAUUUCCUAAUUCAGCACCAAAAUUUCUUUGGAAAUCCUGGGUAUAUGUGCUUUUAUCAAUAGAAAUCCUUGCUUGCUGUAAAAGUCACAAUCGAUUUCUGUAUUUUCUAAUAUCUUUUUACAAAAAAUUGAUGUUUAUUUUAACGCUAUCAGUUCAUAUUUGAUAUAAGGGUAUGAAUCACAGAUAGUAAAAAAUUCUGCUAGAUCUCAAUAUUGUUAUAAUCAAGGGUUCCUUCAUUGAUUUCUUUUGAAACGAAAGAAUUUGAAAUACACUCUAAAUCCUUCACAGGGGUGUCCAAGCAUGUUUUAUUUUUUUAUUAUCUAAAUCAUUUAAUGAGAGGAAGGACUAUAAUGUCAUAAUGAAAAGGAACAAAAUAUCAUGACAAUCAUGAACAAAGUGCAUCAUGGGUAAAAUUGGUUAUCUAAUACUCUUUAGUUUAGGUGAGUAUUGAUGAAAGAAAUUGAUAUGAAGUUAUUCCAUGGCGUGAUAUUCACACCAGAUGGAGUUUCUGAAAUGUCCAUUCCUUUAGUUCGAGAUUCUCCAUGAAUGUUCAUUUGGAAGAGUUUUGAAUUAUGUUAUACAACGCGACAAUACCCUCCUCGAUCGCCCCACAUUUACACCCCCCCCCCCCCCGUUAAUUGUUCAUGUAUGAACAGGGUCAGGUAUGUAUACCAGGUUCAUUCUUCCUUUCUGGUGGUACAACUACUCAAGAUCUAUUCGCCUGUCCCUUCAUCAUAUUUGAUUUGCUUUUUUUAGGGGGGAUGGGAGGUGUAAUUUUUAUCAGCCUUAUGACCAAAGACUUCCAACAUGUCUAAGAAUUCCUUAUGGUGUAGUUUCAUUUUUUUUUUGCAAUUAAUUUGUAAUAAAUGAGGUAUUCAUUGCUUGUUUGGUGGCUGAAUAUUUUUUUUCAAUGCCACAAAUCUCAUGUUUGGACAAGAGACACCCCAACAUGUGGACAAUUGCUCACUAUCAGAGCAAUGAAGUUAAGGCCAGUUGGGAAUAUUGAACACCAACUUUAUUACAUUCAAAACUUAUUUUGGUCCAUUUUAUAUGAAAGUAUUGACCAUGAGCUUGCCCAAUGGUAAUGCCGUAUCUCUGUACAUUCCAUUUUGUAUCUGCAUGUUCCACUAGAUGCUAUCUCUACCCCUCUAUCUCUCUCUCUCUCUCAAUUUGCUUUUUAAAUUCAUUCAAGAGGUUCUGAGAAAACUCUUUCUUUAUGUUUGUCCCGCAUUACGUGUUUGAGUUAUUUGUGUGUCAGAGAAACGCAAGGCAAUUGUAGAUUCGAUGACCAUGUCAAGGGAAAAGAUGAAAAUAUGUAUUCAUGUCAUAUUGUCGCUGUAAUAUUUUGUAUGAUAUUUAAUUAUUUAUUGAACUUCUGUACAUUUCUUUUUCACAUACUAUUGAUAGAGCAUGUUAUGGUUAUCCCAGCUCUAGAGCAGUUUUAUAAUAAGUGUAAAAGGAGUUCCAGCUUUUUCUGUAUUCAUGUCAAAAGCAUUUAAAGUACUUAAUCCUGCAACUUAAUGAAUCAAUAGAUUCAACUCAUUUGCUCUACUGCAAUUUAUAUUUUACUGAGUUUAAGGCUUUUGUACCAUAUAAAACCUCUUAAAGGAAUGACAAUUAUUCUAUUUUCAGUCAUGUUUUGCUUUCUUCCAACUCUCAAGUCAUGAAAGGAAUGUAUUUUUUGUUGUUUUUGAAAAGACUAUUUUUUUUAUUUUGAUUAAUGAACCCCCUCUGUUAAUAUUCAACUCAUUGAUCAAACAAUGCUGCAUCAGUGUUAACUAAAUGAUGUUCCCUUAAUUUGAAAGGACCUGUUUUUCAUUCUAAAACUUACCUAUCUUACACUUUUCUUAGACAGCUCCACACACAUUUUUUUGUGUGUGUCUCAUUUCUAUGUUUUGGUAUACAUCACUAUUAGCAAAAUGAUUUCAAAGGAAAUAACAUUUCUUAUUUAUUUUAUGUAAAAAUAUCAGCCUCGGUCACCCUCUUAUUUCAUCAUUCUUGGCCAACAUCAAUGGAAUAUAUAUAUUUUUUUGUCUAUUAAUGGUAAAAUUUACCAUUAUCCAGAAUAAUCUAAAUAAGAUUUCCACGAUAUGAUUUUCAAUACCUGAAUACAAAAGAAGAUUAAAAACAGUGUUUGGUAGGUCAUUAUGUUUUAUAAAAGGUAGCCUUUAAAAAUAGACAUGCAUUUUAAUUCUAAUUUCCUUUGUGAUAACAUGCUUGUACAUGCAAUCUCUUUUUGUUUUCGACACAAAAGUUGUAUGAUUUUUUUUUUCUGACACUUGAAAUGACAGCUUGAUUUGUAUUAAGAUCAUGUAGUAUAACGAUUCUUUCACUUCACAUAUAGUUCUAGACAUAUUAUUCUAAACAAAAUAUGAGUGCAUACAUAGUAAUUAGAGUUGUAUAAUAUGUAGAUUGACAUGAUAAGAUUUGAAAAUAUUGAAGAAAAAAUAGAUAAAAGUAGAUUAGUUAUCUCGGGCAGUUCGAGAUGUAGAAUUGAGUUCUUAUCUUUGAUUAAAUCGAUCUUUGCGUCACAAAAGUAGGUGAUUUUUAUUUAUGAUUGGAGCGUUAUUUCAAUAUACCUCUUGAGUGUGGCCUGGGAGAAUAUGAGGAAAUGGAUGGAUUUACUUCACCUCUUUGAUCAAGGAUACCAAACCCACAUGGGGGGUAAGAAGUUCCUGGUCUAUGGUGUUCGGGUUGGACUUGCAUGGAAUACAUUCCGUUUUAAAGAAUGUCUAUUUAGAUUGUAUGCUGGAUUGCUCCAUGAGAUAAUUGCUUUGUACCAUUGAGGAUGCUAAGAAUCAGCAUCCAGAGAGGAAGCAUCAUCUAAGCCAUCUCAUUGCCAUGGAAACCAGCAAUUGAUACUGAAGGCCAAAGGGUGAACGGACAAGUGGAUCAGAAGAAGAAGAUAAGACGGAACUAUUGUAUAGGCUCAGAAGUGAACAAGGAGAGAUAUAAAUUAAGUUUACUUUUAUGAGCAAAGUACUGGUAGCUUGUAAAAUGAAAAUAUAGCAUUGAGAAAAAAAGCAACAGAAAAUAUAAAAAAAAUAUGAAAAAUAUUUACUGCACAUUUUAACAGCCAGUCAUUCCGUACCAAGCUCGUAUUUGAAUAAGCAUUUUUUACCAAUGGUACCUUUGAGGAUUAUAGAUAAAAUAUUAGAAAUUUGAAGAACAACUGUUAUUUUUAAAAAAGAGUGCAGAAUUUUUGAACUUUGAUGUGAUCUAUUCUGUAAAAUGUUUGGUAUCAGAGUUUAUGUACGUUAUUUUUCUUUUUACUUUUAAUUUCAAAUUUUCUUUUUCUUUUUUGAUGGGAUUGUACAAAUUUGCACAAAGUUAUUUCUUUCCUUCAUUCGAGCCGAUAACCAUAGAAUCGACCUGAACUCUCAUCAGGCAUUCUAUUUAUAUAUUUGGCGUUUUUUGUGUUGCAUGUGAACUCUGUCCAAAAUUGUGGAAUAUGGUGAUUAAUUGAUGUUCUAGUGGAAAUGUGGUAUUGGGUAGCGGUAACAAAAUGGUUCUGUGUUGUGACUUUUGGUGAAACUGGUGGAAAAUGAAUAAAAUAUAUCAUUUUAAUAUAUAAAAGAAAUUGAUAAAGAUAUUUAGAUAUUCAUGGAAGGAGACGUUGCAAUCAGCCUUUUAGAUGAUGUACACAAGAAAGACAGUAUAUUUCAUGAGAAACGUUUAUGCAUUUUUAUGUUUGUUUUGAUGGAGGACAUAGAUGGGUAUACAAUGCCCAUCUAAUUAGCACAGUACUGUGAGGGUUAACUUGAUUGUGGGCGACCACAUCAAGUAAGGCCCUAAUUACUUCCAUUUAAUAUAAAAAAGAUGUAAUGCACUCGCUAGUUAAUCUGGCCAGGAUAUCUGGUGUUUUGUAUGGUUGUUGUCCUUGGAUAUCUUUUACUUCAGUCUUUUAAAGCAUGAAAGAAAUGAAGUGCAAAUUUUUUCAGUACAUCAUGUAAAAUCUGUGAGAUUUUUUUAUACAAGAUUUAGUGUUCACUACGGGAGUGAUUGUUUGUGUUAUAUAUAGCAAGAUGGGCAUGUCGUGUUCUGCAUUGAAAUCUCCAUCGAUAUGCAGUAUACACAAUCUUCCACCAGAUGCCUGUGUAUAAAAAGGAAGUACUCCUGUAUUUUAUAUC
Lytechinus pictus (painted urchin) is the source of this 6917-nucleotide messenger RNA. RefSeq names its product CUGBP Elav-like family member 3-B. The transcript is spliced from 9 exons. Lineage: Eukaryota; Metazoa; Echinodermata; Echinoidea; Temnopleuroida; Toxopneustidae. The record is from RefSeq and is a predicted model, not a curated record. Bases 11 to 982 code for a protein of 323 amino acids. Gene Ontology annotation, biological process: regulation of alternative mRNA splicing, via spliceosome; mRNA splice site recognition. Gene Ontology annotation, molecular function: mRNA binding. Gene Ontology annotation, cellular component: ribonucleoprotein complex; cytoplasm; nucleus.